Culex quinquefasciatus (southern house mosquito) is the source of this 5055-nucleotide messenger RNA. RefSeq lists its product as uncharacterized. The coding region runs from base 215 to 4969 and encodes 1584 amino acids. The record is from RefSeq and is a predicted model, not a curated record. Gene Ontology annotation, molecular function: protein binding. The transcript has 2 exons. NCBI's taxonomy places the organism in Eukaryota, Metazoa, Arthropoda, Insecta, Diptera, Culicidae.
GCCGGAUUAAAAAAUACAAAAAAAAAAUCGAAUGACCGAAAUCUCAGAGAAUUGCUCACCUAUAAAACUAACUUUAAAUCAUAAAAUGUCAUCCACAUCCUAAUUUUAAGCUUUCGAGCUCUCUAAAAAUUGCUGUUCUUGUUCAUACUACAGUCUCGUUUCACCCCAGUUAUACCCUUAAUCUCGUCUUUUUCAGUGUUUUACCAAUAAAACCAUGACAUCCUCAAAGGUUAAAAAAGAGCUGGUAGAUUUCAAGUUCAACGUCAACAGCAGCGAUGGCUUCCGAUAUCAGCGACUGUUGGCAAUACAUCUCGCGCAGAAAGCCUUUUUCAAAAAUAGAAUCUUCAAAUUAGCGUUUGAAAUGACCGCUGCCGAGAAAUUUGAUGAUGUGGUUUUUUAUCUCAAGGACUCUGACGAAUGGCUAUUUAUUCAGGUAAAACAUUGCCAAAAUAACGAAAAUGUGACCGCUGCUAUGCUCGACAAAACUGAUGAUGGUGAUUUUUCAUUGUUAAAGUAUUUGGAAUCGUAUUGUAAGAUUCAGGAUUUCAUGAACCCAUAUGAAGGAAGGAAAAAGAGAUUCGUUAUUUUUACCACAAGAGGAGUUAGUAAAACGUUGAUCGGUAGUUGUGAAAACGUACCUGUAGAUACAAUUUUAGAUUUUUGGAAGGAUAGCUCACAUAAUCAAUUGAUACCGAAUUCGAAAAAAAUAAUUUCAUUGUCUGAAACUACCAGUACAAAAUUUAAAGAACUGUUUAAUGCAAUUGACAGUGUAGUUUCAAAUGGAAGACUAAGCGAAAUUAUUCUUGAUUAUAGAACACCUUUAAGAAGAUUUUUUAGAUUAGCUGGUGAGGAAGUCACUCUUAUUGAUACAUUAUUUGAAGAGGAUAGCAAUCGUAAAACUAGAAAGCUGUUUGAUCUACUAAAGCAUAAAUUUAAAGGGGGGUCAAAGAUUGCUAAAACACACAUGGAUAAAAUUUUUGCCGGCGAAUCUCGACAAAAAUACUUGCCGCCAGUUGCGGAUCAGGAAACCGUAAAGCAGUUUUUCAAUGAUCUAAUAUUGUCAGUUUCACAACCCAAAAUUGAUGAUUUGCUGACCAUAAUUGAUGAGGGAAUGCUAGUGUGGAUGAAAGGUUGGAUACCACCUGAUGAUUUGGGUACGUUAACACAAAAUCAGAUAGAGCUUCCCAGACAGAAAAUUGAAAAUCUGUUUGAAUGUUGGUAUAAAGAACCAGAGGCAACGAAUGGUGGACAUAAAAAGCUCAUUACGGAACAGGAUACUCAGAAAUGGAUGAAAUCAAUCGAAAAUGAACUAAAUGAAACAAUUGAUCAAAAACACAAACGGUCUUGUGCUAGUUUGAAAGUGAUUGAAAAUUAUUAUAUCGAACGAAGAAUUUCAUGCUCCUCAAAAGGUAAUAAGUCCAAUAAGCAAAUAUUUAACCAAAUUGUAUUUGACGAAAUAAGUGAAACCAAAUUUAUUGAACAACUCUUUACCAAGUUUCAGCAUCAACAAUGUUUCAUUUUGAUUGCCGAGCCUGGUAUGGGGAAAAGUGCUCUCUGGCAAAAUAUGGCAUACUAUGCUCAAAGGAAGUACACGAAUAAGUUUGUUUUUUUACUUUAUUUAAAUAACUUUCGAGAUGAGCUCGCCACGUUAAAAACAAUUGAUGAUGUCCUUAAGGUUUUCGGGAGUUAUGUUUCAACUGCCAAUCACAAAUAUUUGAAAAAUGAAGAUACAGAAGUUAUUUUGUUUUUGGAUGCAUUUGAUGAACUGUUACCUGAAAACAUGGAUGUUUUCACAUCUGCCAUGAAUAUUUUGCUAGAAAAGAAGAAAUUGAAGCUGUUUGUGAGUGGUAGACAAAGGGUACAGGAAAAUUUGGAAAAAAGUUUAAGUGUUGAAGCUUUGUCGGUUCUGCCAUUAAGUGAUGAGGACCAGCAAAAUUUUCUUAUCAGGUUUUGGAUUUCACAUGGAGUUUUAUCUGAUAAUAUUGAAGAAAUUUCAAAACUAUUUUUAACAAAGUUUAACAAAGGAAUUUUAAGCAAACAGUUUGAAUUUCUUGGCAAGCCGCUUUUGAUAAGAAUGCUGGCUGAUAUUUAUUUAGAUUCUAUUAAAGAUAUAAUAUCUACUGAUUGUGGCAUGGAAACCGUAUUUGAUGAUCACCUAACGAUUGUUGAUAUUUAUGACACGUUCAUAAACAAAAGUUUACGGGAGACUUAUACUAAAAUUAAUAACAUUCCUUUUGAAUCGACAAUUCCAAGAACAGGUACACAUAGUGUGAAAAACUGGAGACAUUCUUAUCAGUUGAUUGCGUUAGAAGAUCAGGUUCCUAAAAAGCUACUAGAUCUUAUUGUUGAUGAAGAUUUUAAAACGGAAGUGACUGAAAUUCGCCAAGAAAUUAUUAAUCAUAAAGAUGAAACUCUUAUCAUUGAAGUUGUUAAUAAUUGCGCUAGAUUUACUCAUUUAUCGUACAGCGAGUAUUUAGUUGCUAGAUACAUUUUCGAAUACAUUGGCAAAACGGAAAAAUCAAAAUGUUGGAACAAAAUAAAUACGUAUCUCAAGCGAGCCGAGGUUGUUCGCAUUUUUAUUUUUGAAAUGAUAAAUUCAGAAAACUUUGAAAAAUCAAAACCUACCAAAGAAGGUAUGCAGCGAUUAGAGUUUGUUCGAAUGAUUGGCAAGCGAGGAGCUUUUUGGGCAUGUGAAGGAAAUUGUUGUAAUUUAUUGAAGUAUCUACAAACAUUUUACGACUACAACACCAUUCGUGACCCUGAUCGUGAUAGUAACCCAUCAAUGAUCCACAGGGCAAUUUAUUGCAAAGCAUACCAGGCUUUACAACUUUUGCUGGAUGUUCCAUGUGAUCCAAAUAUAAUGGAUGCUUUUGAGCACCCUCCUUUGUUUAGUACGAUCGACAAUUUAAACAUCAUGAAGCUACUCGCUAGUUACGGAGCAAAAUUUGAACAAAACACAAAUCAUAUGUUGCUCUGUGCUGUUAAUUACGGUUCUUUUGAUACAGUGCAAUACCUUAUUGAAAAGAACUUUCAGGUAAACAUGCCAUCUAGUUACGAUGGUAAAACUCCUCUUCAUUUGGCAGCUGAACGGAAUAGGUUUGAUGUCUUCAAACUUUUGGUCUCCAAUGGUGCUUGCCUAGAAUCCAUAGAUAAAUAUACAAACACAAUUUUACAUGUUGCUGCCAAAAGUGGAAGUAAGGAAAUGAUUCAGUUCAUCAUUGCGAAUUCGAAGCAAAAUAUCGACACUCAAAAUGACUUUGGGCAAACUCCUCUUCAUAUCGCAGCAGAAGCACAAAGAGACGAAAUAAUUAAACUUCUUGUUUUAAAACAAGCGGAUAUCAAACUAAACAAUUGUUAUGGAAAUAAUACCUUACAUUACAUUGCAAGCUACGGAUCAAGUGAAUUAUUUGAGUAUCUUAUUCAAAGAGGUGCUGAACUAAAUAGCACGAAUAAUAAAGAUGAGACUCCUUUUUAUAUUGCAUCAAAGAGAAAUGACCUAGACCUUUUAAAAGUUCUGGUAGACAAAGGGGCAAACAUUGUCGAUUCAGGAUGCGUAACCCUAAGAAACGCUGCCAAGUUUGGAUUUACUAAAAUUGUAGAAUAUUUGAUAGAGCUAAGUGUUGAUAUAAACAGCAAGAACAGAUUGAAUGAAACUCCUCUAAAUUAUGCAGUUUAUGGAAAGCAAGAAGAAACGAUAAAGCUUCUUAUCAGAAAAAAUGCUCAAUUUGAGAAAGUUGGAUUUACGGGCGAUACAAUUUUACAUUGUGUGGUUCCAUUUGGGACAAGGGAACUGAUUGAAUUUAUAAUCGACAACGGCAUUGAUAUUGACAUCCAAAAUAAAUAUGGCCAAACUCCUCUUCAUUUGGCUGCCUUUCAGGGUAGUAAAGAGGUCGUUUCACUCUUUAUUUCAAAGGGAGCAAACAUACAUUCAGUUGACAAACAGGGUAAUAAUGUUUUGCACUAUGCUGCAAAAGAGGGAUCACUUGAUCUUAUCGAAUAUUUAUUUGAGAAAAAUGUGGACUUUGACCUCCCAAACUCUGAGGGAAAGACUCCCCUUUAUUACGCAAUAUUCCGCUAUGAAGGUAUUCGAGAAGAAUCCAUAAAAUUCCUAAUUAAUGCAGGAGCAAGUACUGAAACGGUUUAUAAUAUCAAUAAUACUAUUUUACAUCGUGUCGUUCGACAAGGUUCAACUGAAUUUAUUGGUUAUCUGCUUGGUAAAGGUUUGAAAAUAAACGAAAGAAACAAAUUUGGAGAGACUCCUCUUCAUAAAGCAGUGGUUAGAAAUGAUAUAAAUUUACUUAGUUAUCUGAUUGAUGCAGGAGCUAAUGUUCAUGAACUAGAUUACCAAAAUAAUAGUAUUUUACAUUUUGCUGCCCGAUAUGCAUCAACACUUAUACUUGCAUAUUUUAUCCAGCUAGGUGUUGACGUGAACAGUCAGAAUUUGGAUGGAGAAACGCCUCUUUAUAGAGCAAUAGAAAUAAAAGAUGCAGAAAAUGUGACAUUCUUGCUUAACAAAGGAGCAGACGUUCAUUUAAGUGCUAUGCAUGAUACAAUUUUACAUUAUGCAAUCUUGAAGGGGACAAAGGAAAUGAUCAAACAAAUAAUUGAUAAAGGUGUUGAUAAAAAUAUUCUGGAUUCGGAUAACAAAACUCCCCUUGAUCUAGCAAAACAACAUAAACGCAAACAUAUCUGGAAGAUUCUUGUUUCUAUAGAUGCUAAUACGAACUCAGAAGAUUGUUGUUAUUCUGAUUCCACCUUCGAUUCUGACUGCGAUUUUGACUUUGAUUCUGAUCUCGAUUCUAAUCAUUCCUUCGAUUAUGUGUCGUCACAAUGUGAUUCUUUUGCUGGCGAUGUUGGUUCUGAUUCCGACAUUGUUGAACAAACGUGCAGCACGGAAACAGAUACAUUACGCAGAAAUUUUCGAGAGUAUCCUAGAAAAAAUAUACGUUACCCUAGGAGUAGUACGUAAAGCAGGCCUGCAUAAUGUUACCAACCCAGCGUACACAUGAAGCAAACCAAAAUGUCAGUUCACUGCUAGCAUCUGACUGUAAAGGU